This is a messenger RNA of Mya arenaria, 816 nucleotides long. RefSeq names its product serine-enriched protein-like. The transcript is spliced from 5 exons. Gene Ontology annotation, molecular function: protein binding. NCBI's taxonomy places the organism in Eukaryota, Metazoa, Mollusca, Bivalvia, Myida, Myidae. The coding region runs from base 1 to 816 and encodes 271 amino acids. The record is from RefSeq and is a predicted model, not a curated record.
AUGGACUCUAAAGCGCAGGACCUUCAACCUUUGAUGCAGGAAGAUAAUUCAGAUUGUGAAGAAUACUUCGACCACGCUCUAGAUGAUUCCUCAUCGGGAUACGAUUCUACGGAUAUUGACGUAUCAGACGUCGAUUCAGAUGAUUCUAUGAUGUCACAAAAUAUAUCGUAUCUGUCUAAACAUAAACCAACGUACCAUGAUGCCGAACAGCAAGUUAGAGCACACGUGAGCAGCACUAAAACCUUGUACGAGAGUUUGAAGCUCAUUCUCGACAUGCCCGAGAUGUGUGACGUCACAUUUCUGGUUGGAACAGACAACACGCCUGUUAAUGGUGUACGCUCAAUUUUGGCUACAAGAAGCAAGGUGAUGUACCAGUUAAUCUUUAACCAUAUCAAGACAUUAGAAGGGCGGUCGUCAUUCGGAGUACGUCUGGCGAUACCUGUUCACAAGUACGACGCCGAGGUGUUCCGAAUGUUGAUACAGUUUAUUCACUGCGGGACCGCUACCAUCACUGAUCAAACUGUUACAGGUCUGAUUUGUGGCGCGUGUCAGUUCGAGCUUCAAAACCUUGAGGCCGCUUGCUGGCGUUACCUCAGAGCAAGGCUCUGUUCGGGGCAAGAGGAGACGAUUCUUGCCGGCUCCAGGAAGUACAAGGAACAUCGGAAUUACGCCUUCAUUAUGGAACUGAUUUACAAGUUCCUGGAUGAAAGAUUCAACGACCGAAAGGGAUCUCGCGGCACGAAUGCCCCGCAAAACAGAGGUCUGAAGAAUGAGCUUAGUUCUCGCGCCACAAAGGCCCGAGAAACAGAGGUGUAA